CUGAGAGGAGGGGCCACGUCAGCCAUUGCGUAGGCGCGAUGUCGUCUGUCGAGUUCUCGAUUUAACAUGGCGGCAGCAGGGUGGAAGCAUGUGUCGAUUUGAGCGAAUGGAAAUGUGCAGGGCAGAAAGCCAGGAAGUCAGUGAGUGAAAACUCACACCUGUCCCCCCUCACCACUACCCAAAAAAAACCAAGAGAAGGGUUAAAAAAAAUCCAGACAGGUCGGUUAGGAGUGUUACUCCUGGAGAGGAGAAAAAGAGACGGACGAUCGGACAUACACCUGCCGGUGUUGGAGUGGGGUGAGACUGAUAAGAGAAAAUCUCAAGCCGAGGUUUGGUGUGGAUCUGUUUCUACAAAUCCAAUUUCUUAAAAUAUACUCAUCACCCCGGUGACCGAAAGAGGACAAAAAAAGACCGCAAAAGGAGGCUUUUUAAAAUUUUUAAAUCUUUUUUGAAAAGAAAUACUCACUGGUUCGCCUUUUUUGAAAUAUAAUAUUUUAAUUCGAUAGUGAGUGAAGUGGGACUUUUUUUUUAAAAAAAGCUGAAUUAAAGCGAGUGUGAGCCCACUCGGCCCAGACACACUUAGCAUAGAAAGGGAAUGGCCACCGAGGUCGAGUCUCGCAUGGUCCAGCCCUCGGAUCACGAAGCCUCUGGUCAGCCGCCCGGUUGCUCGCAGGACGAGCCCGUCGUCACCCGCGACCGCUCAUCGUCCUCGUCCGCUUCGGGAGGAGACGAGGACUCGCAGGGAGGAGGCCUGUCGGAGAGGAGAGACGUGGGGCUUGUAGGCCAAGAGGAAUCCGAGUCACCGCCACUCCCGAGCCAAGUGGAGUUGGACAUGUCAACCGAUCCGAGGAAAGAGGAUAAAGAAAACGACCAGAGCCCGGGGGAAUCGGAGGAGAAGCAACAGAACAAAUUCACUGAAGCGCCUCCUCCUAAAAUCAACCCCUGGACCAAGAAGAACAUGGUCACCGUGAACAGCGUGAGGGUCAGCAGUCCAGAGCCAGACCAACAAAGUUCAACCAAAGUAAUCAAGGCAAGCAAGCCGAAGAUAAAGAAACCUGGAAAGGCAAGUGACUUCAGUGACAUUACAAAUUGGCCCACACCAGGGGAAAUCGCUUAUAAAGAGCAUAACAACAUUAUGAAUCAACAAAACAAAAAGCCUCUAAAUAAAAAUAAGAAAAAAGACCGACCCGAAAAGAGAGAUAACAGUGAAAGUAAAGAGAACCGUGAAACGCAGGACGAUGAAGAGGAUGAUGAAAAGUCAGGGAUCGAUGAUGAUUCCCAGGGAUCUUCGCAGAAAGGAAAAAAGGGUACCAAACAUAAAUGGGUUCCAUUACAUCUGGAGGAAGUGAAACAAGAUGGACAGGAAAGGCCCAGUUCACGUAACAAUUCACGAUUACAGUCAGAUGUAACACGGUCAUUGCAAAAUAAUAAAAGGAAUGAUUAUUCAAGAAGUUGGCGCAGAGAUGACAAACGUGACCGAGAUAGAAGAGAUGAUGCUGAUGAAGUUGGAAGUGUUAGGAGUGAAGGUGGUGGUGUACGAGGAGGGUUUAGAGGCAGAGGAAGAGGCAGGGGUCGAGGAAGAGGACGUGGCAGAGGAAACCCCCGCAUGAAUUAUGAUUAUUCAUACGGAUACAAGCAUUCAUACGAUUCCUCUGAUCCGUACAUAGCCGAGUACAACAGUAACAUGAUGUACUAUUAUGAUGAUGGAAGUGGAGCGCAGAUGUACACAGUGGAUGAAACCCUGCUGAAGGAGUACAUAAAGCGACAAAUAGAAUAUUACUUCAGCACAGAAAACCUAGAAAGAGAUUUUUUUCUGAGACGAAAGAUGGAUGAUCAGGGUUUUCUGCCUAUAUCCCUGAUUGCCAGUUUUCACAGAGUGCAGGCUCUAACCACAGAUGUAAAUCUAAUAUUUGAGGCUUUGAAAGGUAGUACUGAGGUACAGAUUGUCGACCAGAAAAUGAGGAAAAAAGAAAGUCCUGAAAAAUGGCCAAUUCCAGGCCCACCUGUUUCUGAUGCUCCAAGAACUGAUUUUGCUCGUUUAAUCAACUGCCCAGAAUUUGUACCUGGACAGGUUUAUGGAUCACAAACUGAAUCUGCACCUAGUUCCCCCAGAAUGGGAAGUCCUGGUGAUGCAAAGAACAAUGCUGAAAUCAGUAACCUUCAGACGAUGUCUAAAGGGUUGUCGACAAGUUUGCCUGAUCUAGACUCUGAUUCUUGGAUCGAGGUCAAAAAGAGACACCGUCCAUCACCAUUAAAAUCAAAGGAGACUGAGCCAACCAAAUCUCAGCAAACUUGUAAACCGGAACAAGAGGAACAGGAGGAACUGGAUUUCAUGUUUGAUGAAGAGAUGGAACAGAUAGAAGGACGCAAGAACACAUUCACUGAUUGGUCAGAUGAUGACUCAGACUAUGAAAUUGAUGAUCGUGAUGUGAACAAAAUCUUGAUUGUAACUCAGACCCCUCCCCACUUGCGCAAACAUCCUGGGGGGGAUCGUACAGGAAAUCAUGUUUCACGAGCAAAAAUUACAACUGAUCUAGCAAAAGCGAUCAAUGAUGGCCUAUACUACUAUGAGAAAGAUCUUUGGAUGGAAGAGAAUGAGCCUGAAUAUGCAACAAUAAAGCAAGAAAUAGAAAAUUUUAAGAAACUAAAUGUAAUUACUAAAGAACAUUUUGAUACCUUGGCUCCUGAACCACCAAUUGAUCCAAAUCAGGAAGUCCCUCCUGCACCACCAAAAGCCUCACAAGAUUAUACUGAAGAGCUCGCCAAUAAGUUGUUUGGUAUUCCAGAACCUCCAUCAUCAAACCUGGCCCGUUCUUUGCCUACAACUGUACCAGAAUCUCCAGUAUGUCCUGCCAGAACACCAAGAACACCUCGAACACCUCGGUUACAGGAUGCUAACAAGACUCCUCGGUUCUAUCCUGUUGUUAAAGAAGGACGGUCACUAGAUGUUGAGACCCCAAGGAAGAGAAAGACAAGACACAGUUCAAAUCCACCACUUGAGUGUCAUAUUGGCUGGGUUAUGGAUUCAAAAGAACACAGGCCACGAACAUCAUCUGUCAGCAGCUCAAAUGCCAGUCCUUCAGAAGGUACUCCUUUUGUUGGAAGUUAUGGAUGCACGCCAAGCUCACUACCCAAAUUCCAGCAUCCUUCCCACGAACUCUUAAGAGAAAAUGGCUUCACGCAACAGGUGUACCACAAAUAUCGCCGAAGGUGCUUAAAUGAGAGGAAGCGUUUAGGAAUUGGACAGUCCCAGGAAAUGAAUACGUUGUUCCGUUUCUGGUCUUUCUUCCUCCGAGAUCAUUUCAACAGGAAGAUGUAUGAAGAAUUUAAACAGCUAUCUCUUGAGGAUGCAAAAGACAAUUACAGGUAUGGAUUGGAGUGCCUGUUUAGAUUUUUUAGCUAUGGAUUAGAGAGGAGGUUUCGACAUGAUAUAUUCAAGGACUUCCAAGAAGAAACAAUAAAAGACUAUGAAGCAGGGCAGCUUUACGGUUUGGAAAAAUUUUGGGCUUUUCUUAAAUACACUCAAACCAAGAAUUUGCCAAUUGAUCCCAAACUGCAAGAAUAUCUUAGCAAAUUCAAACGUCUUGAGGACUUCCGAGUUGAUCCUCCAUUUGGUGAUGAGGUUGGUAGAAAGAGACGUUCUUCUGGAGCUGAAGAGUUUGGUCGCAGAAGACAUCUAUCAAACUCUUCCACUAAAUCCAUAAAUGCUGCUAAGCCCAUAUCCACCAAUCAGCCUCAGGUCUCCAACUUCCCCAAACGGGAUUCUGCAUCUGGGAAACCCAAGGAACAAAAGAGCCAGAAUAUUGCUGCCAUGACUGCCACUGAAUCUGAAACACCUGAGAAAUGAGACUCUUUGCAUCACCCUCCUUGCUUAUACAAAUCGCAUCAGUAUUUUAAGCUCAAGGAACUUGUCCAGUUUUUAGACGCUGCCUCAAUGAAAGGAAAAGAAAACUUGAAAAUGUUCAUUUACUUUCAGUUUAUGGGGUGGGGAAAAACUACUAAGUUCAAAUUUUAUGAGCUUUCAUCAAGCUAUUUUAGGGGAGGGGACUAUCUGUCAAGCUAUUUGCCACUCCCUUCAUUCUGAUUGUCAAGAUUACCUUGAGCUACUGUUUACAAAAACGCAUUCCUGCACAAUAUGCAAAAAUUACACAUUUGAAUUUUGGGAUGCCUUACAUUUCAAUGAGGAUUUCUCAUACUUCUUAAAGAAGAAAAUUUAUUUUUUAGUCCAUUACCAUAGUGCUUUCGCAGCCAAUUCCUCCUAUUGUUAAUUAUUAAUUGUAUAUACUGAUAUCAGAGUAGAAAACAAAUUCUGGAAGGGUGUACGAUUGAAAUUAUUUGAGUUUUGAGGGAAAAGAAAAAGAAUCUGGAUAAAGAAAACCAAUUCAUACAGACAAGAUUGUAUAACUAAGGUUGCAACAUAACUGAAUGAAUAACAAUAAUUAACAAAGUGUGUUGAGAAUGGUUGUGCAUCAUCCUGGAUGUGGAGUGUUUUAGAUUUAAAGCAGUUGGUUACAUAGUUUUUCACAGUUUAGUGGAGGUUGUUAAUGAUCCAUAUAAAAGGUAUUGUUUGGGCUUGAAUGAAAGUAGAACUGAAGAAGAUUGUGCAUUUUUUUUUAAAUGGUCUUCUGAAUCACUAAUGGUAUCUUGCACUGCUUAAGUUUACCUACUGCUGCAUCUUGACGUGUAGGCAAAGAUAAAAUAACUGGUUAUUCUCAUUUCAGGAGGUACGUGAGGGUCUAGUUUAGGUUAAUCCCUUUUAUUUUAUGCUUCAUGUGCUUUCAGUAAAGCACUACAAUUGAUUUGUAUUUUUUUUAAUGUCAUACCGUUGGAAAAUGUUUAAAUUCUUGUGGAAAAUUUACAAAAAAACUUAAGUGCUCAUUUGCUGAAGUGAUUUUGUUUAAUUUUGCUCCAUUUUAGGAAUUAUUAAGACCGUGUCAUUAUUUUUAAAUUAUACUUAUAACAGCAGAGGUGGGUUUCUGUUUUUUUUGAAAGGUUGUAUUCACACAUCUGUGAAAAUUACUGGAAAAUGAUAAAAUCUGACACAUUUGUAUUUAAAUAUGCUAUCAAGAGUAGCAUUCUAAUGCAACCAGUGAAAACAAUCUGUUGGUCUUCCUAUCUGUUCAGACUUGAAUAUAGGAAAGUCUGGGCUGUAACUAUUGACUUACUGCUGGUAAUCUGAGGGCUAGAAUGAACUGUAGCAGUGUGGAAUCCACAUAACUACCUUUAUAAAUAUUCUACAGCUGUACAUGAUUUAAUUUGCAGAAAUAACAUUCAUAUCAUACCUAAUGUAUAAUCCAGGCUUAAACCCAGCUAAGAGAAGUGAUUGUAAAAUACUUGGAUGAAAGAUUGUAUAUACCAUUCAAAGUAAUCAGUUUAGAGUAUUUACCCAAAUUUUUUUCAUCUAAUGAAAUAAGUGUGCACAUCUAGCAUUAGCGCGUGUAAUUUGUGGCAAUCUUCCCAACUUUUAUAAAAAUGCAUAUAAAAACAUACAAAAUGAAUCAGAAAAUAUAAA
Messenger RNA from Callorhinchus milii (elephant shark), 5512 nucleotides. RefSeq names its product La ribonucleoprotein 1B. The record is from RefSeq and is a predicted model, not a curated record. The transcript has 20 exons. Gene Ontology annotation, cellular component: cytosol; cytoplasmic stress granule. NCBI's taxonomy places the organism in Eukaryota, Metazoa, Chordata, Chondrichthyes, Chimaeriformes, Callorhinchidae. Gene Ontology annotation, biological process: mRNA stabilization; positive regulation of translation. The coding region runs from base 596 to 3847 and encodes 1083 amino acids. Gene Ontology annotation, molecular function: RNA cap binding.